Ochotona curzoniae (black-lipped pika) is the source of this 472-nucleotide messenger RNA. It is a transcript of the gene IL33, whose product is annotated as interleukin 33. The coding region runs from base 1 to 456 and encodes 151 amino acids. Lineage: Eukaryota; Metazoa; Chordata; Mammalia; Lagomorpha; Ochotonidae. The transcript is spliced from 4 exons. Gene Ontology annotation, molecular function: cytokine activity. Gene Ontology annotation, biological process: positive regulation of cytokine production; positive regulation of inflammatory response. The record is from RefSeq and is a predicted model, not a curated record.
AUGAUUUCACUUCUAGCUGACUACAAAUCCCUGAGUACAUACUACGAUAAAUUCAUUACUUUUGCCUUGGAGGGUGAAAAUUACGUGAUCAACGUGGAAGAUUUGGGAAAAAAUCAAGAGAAAGACAGAGUGUCACUGCAUUACUAUACGUCUCCGCGUCCGGCAGGUGGCGAACCGAAUGGUUAUAGACCAGUGGUAAAUAUCAGUCCAACGAAAUACAACGGAUUACUGCUGUAUGCCAAUGAGAAGCAGUGCUCUGUGAAGCUACAAAAGAGUGAACAACAACCCCCAGACCAAGCCUCCUUCUUCUACCUUCACGCUGAGUCCUCGGAAUUUGUUUCAUUUGAAUGUAAAAACAAGAGUGGAACAUUUCUAGGGGUAAAAGACAAUCACCUGGCUCUAGUAGAAAGAACCUACUCAGGCAUUGAGAAUACUCUAUUUAAACUCUUAGAAUAGGUGAUGGAAAAUUGGA